GGCAGGCUUGUGCUUAUCUGUCGGUGGUCUUCUGGCUUAGUAUGGAUUUGACAUCGUCACAACAUAACCAUCUGAAUAAUGAACAGAGAAGAAAAUUAGAAAGACAAGCAGGGGAAAAAGAAGAAGAACAAAUAGUUACUGAAAUCAUGAGAAGACGUUUUUUUCCUGAUGUUAUAACUUAUAAGGCUUGGGAAGGCUUUCACUUUGCUGGCCAUGAGAUAAGGAUUACAGAAGCCACUGAUUGUUAUGGGGCAGUUGUCUGGCCAUCGGCUCUCGUUUUGUGUUAUUUUUUGGAAACCAAUUCUAAACAGUACAAUUUGGUCGACAAAAAUGUGAUUGAAAUUGGAGCUGGAACUGGAUUGGUCUCUAUAGUAGCCAGUUUACUGGGUGCACUUGUGACUGCCACUGAUUUGCCAGAACUGCUGGGAAACCUUCAGCACAAUGUUCUCCAAAAUACAAAACUGAAAUGCAAGCACCAGCCCUGUGUCAAGGAGUUGUCCUGGGGAAUUGAUCUGGAAAAAAACUUUCCCAGAUCUUCAUGUCACUUUGACUACAUUAUGGCUGCUGAUGUAGUUUACCACCAUCCCUUCCUGGAUGAGCUCCUACUAACUUUUGACCACUUGUGCAAGAAUGAUACUGUCAUUAUGUGGGCUAUGAAGUUCAGGCUGGACAAUGAGAACCAAUUUGUAGACAGAUUUCAGACACUCUUUGAUUUAGAGGUGAUUUCUGAUUUCCCUAGUUUGAACAUAACCCUGUAUAAGGCAAUGAGGAAAGGCAGGAUGAAAGUCAGACCUUCCAAAUUGUCUGUCUGAAAAAGAGAUAUAUGGGGGUGAUCAUCUCAGAUGCUUUGUAGCUAGUUCUCUUUUUAAUAAUUUCUACAUAAGUAGUUGCCUGCAUCUUUACGAAUGACAUUUUUUAAGCAAGUUAGAACAAGACAUUGGUUUUCCGGUGCAUCCCUACGGAAUUCCUGAACCCAAUUUGCUGAAAGUUUUAUACAUGGAAGAAAUGUAUUUCUGAUGUUUUCUUGACUUUUAUGUGCUAAAUUGACAAAACUAAUAACUUUCAUAAUUCUCAAUAUUAUUUUUAUGGGAUGUGCAAUGAAUAUUUCCUUUCAAAUGCAGUUUUAAACAGUGUCUUAUGAGAUUAACCAAUCUUUCAAAGAUUUACUACAGUCUUACAUUUUGUAUUUAACAGGUGUGAUGUUAAAUCUAUUUUUCUUCAUUCCCACCAUAGCGUUCAAAUCCUUCCUUCAAAUGGCCCGUUACAUGACAUUAACUGAAAGGAAAAAUGGGAGAUACAGUAUCAUAAUAA
Molecule: messenger RNA, 1311 nt
Organism: Centrocercus urophasianus (Greater sage-grouse)
Lineage: Eukaryota; Metazoa; Chordata; Aves; Galliformes; Phasianidae
Product: protein-lysine methyltransferase METTL21E-like
Exons: 4
Coding region: 42-812 (256 amino acids)
Biological process (GO): peptidyl-lysine methylation
Cellular component (GO): cytoplasm; cytosol
Molecular function (GO): protein-lysine N-methyltransferase activity
Source: RefSeq, a predicted model, not a curated record